AUGAAGCCGUCCACCUGGCUCGUUGCGCUAGCAGCUACGCUAGCAGCAGCGUCAAUUGGCGACGAUCUCAAACAAGCUGACGCUCUCUUCGCUCUGGAGGGUCCCACCGCUAACGUUCUCCACCACUAUGACCGGGUGGUGCGGGACAUGGAACGCGCCGAUGGCGUCGAUACUCCGACUAAGAGUGCUGUCUACUUCAAGCGAGGUUUGAUUGCUCACCUGCUUCAGAAGGACCCCGUGGCGAUUGCUGAUUUCCAGAAAGUGGUGCAACUAGACCCCACCCACGCCCAGGCGUCGCAGCGGCUCAACGAGCUCUACGUCGAACAAGGGCUGUGGGACAGCGUGGUGGGGUUGGACGACGCCCGUAAGGAGUGGAACCAGCUCCUCGAACUGGCAAAACAAGCAAUGGAUAAGGGUGAGUAUAAAGAGGCCCUCCAGUUCCUUACUCCCGUCACCACUACUUCUCCCAACCAUUUGGAACUGAAUCGCCUUCGGUAUACCGCUGCCAAAAACUUAUACCAACUGGAUAAAGCCGUGGUGGUGGCCGACGAACCGAUAUCACGCAUCGUUACCGACUCGUUGGCCCAUUUGCUUAAGAUCUCGCCCAAUGACAUCGACAACUACCUCGAGUUCGCCAUCCAUAUGCUCUUCAACCAAGUGGAAGUACAAGCGCUGAAAAACACUGCCCGAGCGUGCUUACGGAUUAAUAACGAGUUCGCUCAGUGUGGUCAGCUUUCGAAAUUGCACAAUAAGUUUUCUGAUUUAUUCACGGCGCUUGAAGACUAUCUGAUCCUUAUGGGCCACUACUACUCGGUGGAAAACCAGCACGAAGUGGAAGAACCCAAGUUCGACUGGCCGACGCUUCACAACGUGCUCUUUGUUGAGCCGGUACGCAAAGUCAACCGUCGUGACCAGGGUAAGUGGAGCAAUAACUACGAGUACUUGGAGUGGGUAGCCAACAACUAUGAUGCCUCGACGUCUCAAUUCAUCACCGAUCUUCGCCGCAUGGCGUGUGAAGCCAAGAUUCAAACCGGCGACACUAAGGGAGCAAAGAAGUUCUGCGACCAAGUAAACGGUCCUUUCCUUCCUCGAGACAUCCCUGAAAUUGAUUCACUCAUCAAGAACAAAAAGUUCCAGGAAGCGAAACGGAUUUUGGACCAGUACGCCCUGUCUAACGUCGGCGAACUGCAAUUGUUCAACGACCGCUACCAAAAGAUCGACGAGUGGAUGAGACAAAAGCAGCGUGAGCGCCAACGCCAACAACAACAACAGCAACAGCAGUACCAACAGCAAUACCAACAACAAUACCGUCAACAGCAGCAGCAACGGGCACCGCCGCGGGCGAGAUCGCCACCGAAGCACGACUACUACAAGAUCCUUGAUAUCGGUAAGGAUGCCGACGAACGAACCAUCAGAAAGGCGUACCGCACCCAGACGCUUAAGUACCACCCGGAUAAGGCCAAGAGUCUGGGACUCACGCCGGAAGAAGCCGAGGCAAAGAUGCAAGAAGUUAACAAAGCCUACGAAGUGCUUUCCGACAAAGAGCUUCGCGAGCGGUACGAUAUGGGCGAAGAUCCCAACGACCCUGAGUCUCAGGGUGGUGGCGGCGGUUACCCCGGUGGGUUCCAAGGUGGUUUUCAAGGCGGUAAUCCGUUUGGUGGCGGUGGCGCCAAUAUCAACUUCGACAACAUCUUCAAGCAGUUCUUCCAACAGCAGCAACAGCAACAACAUCGUGGUGGCAGGCCUAAACCACGGAAGAAGAAGUCCAAGGGUAAGGCUUAA
Messenger RNA from Diutina rugosa, 1782 nucleotides. It is a transcript of the gene JEM1, whose product is annotated as Jem1p. Gene Ontology annotation, biological process: protein folding in endoplasmic reticulum. The record is from RefSeq and is a predicted model, not a curated record. Gene Ontology annotation, molecular function: protein-folding chaperone binding; misfolded protein binding. The transcript has a single exon. The coding region runs from base 1 to 1782 and encodes 593 amino acids. Lineage: Eukaryota; Fungi; Ascomycota; Pichiomycetes; Serinales; Debaryomycetaceae. Gene Ontology annotation, cellular component: endoplasmic reticulum.